This is a messenger RNA of Hermetia illucens (black soldier fly), 1641 nucleotides long. Its product is annotated as ribosome biogenesis protein NOP53. Gene Ontology annotation, cellular component: nucleolus. Gene Ontology annotation, biological process: rRNA processing; ribosomal large subunit assembly. Gene Ontology annotation, molecular function: 5S rRNA binding. The coding region runs from base 45 to 1409 and encodes 454 amino acids. Lineage: Eukaryota; Metazoa; Arthropoda; Insecta; Diptera; Stratiomyidae. The transcript has 5 exons. The record is from RefSeq and is a predicted model, not a curated record.
CGUCAUUCACAACUGUCAGACCGGGCACUUGUUAGUUUUUCGCGAUGUCCGGAAUUAAAAAGAAACGUGUUUCGAAGAAAAAUAAAGCUUCGUGGCGCAAGUUCACAGAUAUUAAGGAUGUAGAAGAUUUCCUCGAAGAUCAGCGUCUGGAGGAACGCAUUGGCAAAGCCGAUGAGAAAAAGGAUGACGAGCUGUUUACGAUCGACACAGCUGGCGGUGAAGACAAAACCAUUUCAGUUUUAUCUUUGAAAGCGAGGCGUAAAGAGAAUGCUAAGAAACCUCCUCGUUCCUUGCUUGCCCUGGAAAAUACCUCUAAAGUUCAAGAUCCCAUAGCCAAAAGGAACCAUGUGAAGCCUAGAAAAAGUGGGAAAGAUGUGAUCAGCCAAGUACUAGCAGGGAAAACUUCCAACCGUAUUACACAGGCACUCCGCGAGAGCAAGAGGUACAGCUUGAAGCUUCGCAAAGAAAAGAAAUUAAAGGAAGCAAAAAUAUUCCGCAAUAAUCUUUGGGAGGAGAAGGACGAGCUGGAUGAUCACCCAGAGUUCAAGAACCAAUGGAUUGAGAAAGACUUGGCUGUAUAUCACUUGCAUAAUACUGGGACACGACUGGUCGCGAGACCAACGACAGCAGAUCUGAAAACCACGAGAGCAAGGGCACUUGAACUCCCCCAUCCUGGCAUGAGUUACAAUCCCAGUUUAAAAGAUCAUCGCGACUUACUCAAUGAAGUAUUGGAACGUGAAGGCAAAAUCAUAAAAGAGGAGAAACAUUUGAAGCGGGUUACGACCGAUAUGUUCUCUAAGUUGACACCAGCAGAACGUGAUCUUGAAAAAUUAAAAGAAGCUGCUUCUGGGCUCAAUAUUGAAGGUGUCGCCAAUAGUGGUGAUGAAGAAACAGAAAAUCCCGAUGCAGAAGGCCGACUUUCUAUCAACCCACCAGUUCAGAAUAAGAAAAAAGACAGAAAAGCAAGGAGAAAACAACGGGAACAGCGAGAACUUUUGCAGGAACGCAUGAAAUUGAAACUGGAGAAGAAGAAAAUAACUGAUAUUCAUAGGCUAAGAUUUCUCAAAGCUGAGGUUGCCGACGAGGAAAAGAAAACUCAAGAAAUCGUGAAGCGGCGAAAACAAACUGCUGAAGAAAAGAAAUUCAAACCACGUCGCUUAGCCAAAAUCAAAUUCCAAGAGAGUGAUAUACCUGUGAACAUGGUGACAGAUCUAAGUGGAAAUCUGAGAAACUUAAAAACAGAAAGUAACGUUUUAAUUGAUCGAUUCAAGAGUAUGCAAAGGCGAAACAUUCUACCACCUAGUGUCGAUGUUGGAACGCGCAAGCGAAGGAAGAUCAAACGCUUUGUGCGAAGUUCACAUAAGGAAGAUCCGCAGCCGAUUGUUAAGAAAAAGGCAGGAGGCAAAUAGGAGGAGGUGUAUGUCUAGAGAUUUGAUGAUUGUUUUUAUAUGUUGAUUAUAAAGAAAUACAUUUAUAGAUAAUAAAAGAAUUUAAUGAAUACAAAUGUUUAGUUUUUCAUUAAUAAAAUUCAAACUUCCAUUUCAUCUACUAACAUUUCAUCGAAAAUUAUGUUUAUUGGCUUUUUAUCCCAUAAUUGUCAAAUUUAAACAAUUUUUUGGACAGCUUCAAUAUUCCUCUGCU